GACCUGUGUACUCAGAUUGUGUGUGUGCGCGUCCAUAUGGUCUCCUGACGUCUCAAGUCUGUAAUCUCAUUCUGUCAGAGGCAGUUUAACACACAGAGCCAGUGGUGCAUUUCUGCUGAACAUCGCUCACACAACAUCACAACUCAAACACACACAUGCUCAGCUGUAGGACAGACUCAAAAUCCAGUCCUUACAUCAUGGAGGUGGUUGCAUGUUCCAUGGGCAGCAGCUCCAGUCUCUACAGUGUCCUGGCUAAGACUGUCAGUAGACCUCCUCUUCCUUGCCCGUGUGACUCCACAUACACUCCGGGUAACGAUCUGGAUCUGGAUCAAGACCCGGCGGACCCUUUGGAGCUGUUGCAGGAAUGUAGAGAGGUUCUGAGAAACCGGCCAGCCCAACUGCAGAGAGCUUUCGUUCAGACGGGGCAUGGAGACUCCAGACAGACGAUCAGAGUUAUGCAGUGGAAUGUACUAGCACAAGCAUUAGGUGAAGGCAUGGACAGUUUUGUGCAGUGCCCCAUGGAUGCUCUGAACUGGGCUGAAAGGAAGUAUUUGAUCCUGGAGGAGAUCCUAACCUACAGACCUGACAUCCUAUGCCUACAGGAAGUUGAUCACUACUUUGACAUGUUUCAGCCCGUCCUGGCAAGUUUGGGCUACCAGAGUAGCUUCUGCCCCAAACCAUGGUCUCCAUGUCUGGAUGUGGAGAACAACAACGGCCCUGAUGGCUGUGCUCUGUUCUUCAAUCACAAACGCUUCCAGUCACUAAACACAACACAUCUUCGACUGUCCGCCAUGAUGUUGAAGACCAAUCAGGUGGCAAUCAUCGCCGCUCUACGCUGCCGAACAACAGGUCGGGCCUUCUGUGUCGCGGUAACGCAUCUAAAAGCACGGAGCGGUUGGGAGGUCCUACGCAGCGCACAGGGUUCGGAUCUCCUGCGCAACCUGCGGAACGUUGCACAGAGAAUAGAGGCCGAAGAAAAAGCAGAUGCCAACGUUCCUCUGAUAGUAUGUGGCGAUUUUAAUGCCGAGCCGGCAGAAGAUGUCUAUAGGAAUUUUGCAACAUCUAGUCUGGGACUGGACAGUGCGUAUAAGCACUUGAGUACGGACGGGAAAACCGAGCCACCUUACACAACGUGGAAGAUUCGGCCCAGUGGCGAGAGCUGCCACACACUGGACUACGUGUGGUAUUCACACAGAGCGUUUGAUGUUAAUGCGGUUCUGGACUUUCCUACAGCCGAACAAAUUGGACCCAAUAGGCUGCCUUCCUAUAAUUACCCUUCAGAUCACCUCUCUCUCGUCUGUGACUUCAGCUUCAAGGAUCCAACGCUUGUUUCCCAGUAAUUACUGACUCAUUUCACAAGAUAUUUACUACAAGUCGAGACUUGUGCUGGCACAGCAUUUCUACAUAUUUUGAUUGUUGUUCAUGAAUAAUUAACACUUCAGCCAGUACAUCCUGAAAGGGAUAGUUCAUACAAAUAAAAAAAGAAUUCACUAAACGUCAAUCCAUGUAUGAUUUCCUUUGUACUGUGGAACAUUAAAGGAGAUUUGUUUUCAUUUGCUAAGACAAUACAGCACAAUAAAAUCAUAAAGCAAAGACUUCA
Messenger RNA from Megalobrama amblycephala (Wuchang bream), 1600 nucleotides. RefSeq names its product nocturnin b (gene noctb). The transcript has 3 exons. Gene Ontology annotation, molecular function: poly(A)-specific ribonuclease activity. The coding region runs from base 156 to 1340 and encodes 394 amino acids. Gene Ontology annotation, biological process: circadian rhythm. Lineage: Eukaryota; Metazoa; Chordata; Actinopteri; Cypriniformes; Xenocyprididae. The record is from RefSeq and is a predicted model, not a curated record.